GCAGCACUAAAGUAUGUUGAGAGAAAUGGCAGGAAAAUCUGUGUCUGUGACAUUGAGAGUGCCUGCACUCAUUUCUACCUGGGAGUGAAAAUAGAGCUUUUACCUGCUUCUCUCAAUUUUUACUCAACUUCUAUUAUUGGUUUUUAAUAAUGGAAUUAUUCUGUGGAGAUUGUGGAGGGGAAAAAAUGAGCACUGAAAACCUAUCUGCCUCUGUUUAGCUUUUUAACCUGUUUUUGCCUGCCUAGUCUUCCAGGAGAUAAUGGCAGAUCCUUCAGUGGUGGAUCACCUGGCACGACUGAAACUCAAACUCCUAGAAAAGAGACUAGAAAAUGAACAGGAGAACCUCGAGAAGAUGGACUUGUCUCUCCCAGCUGCAAGGAACAGAGCUCAGGACAUGCUCCAAAGUGCCCUGAGGCAAAGGAGAGAUCUGCUGCAGGAGCUCAGGGAGCAGCACCUUCUGGAAGAGCUUUCACAGCCACCUGCACCAGCUGGGGGACACGACCACAGAGCUGCCCUGCCACAAAUCUACCAGAUCCCUUUUCCAGCUUCCCAAGUGGAGCCACCAAGGAUUAUCCAGCAGACUAUGCCAGCUCAGCCUGCCACCAUCAUCCAGCAGCUGCCUCAUCCCUCCCCUGUGAUCACACAGAUCCCCCCAGCCCAGCCCUUGGCUGCCCCCCGCCCUGGCAGCAUUAAAGAAGAUAUGGUGGAGAUGAUGCUGAUGCAGAAUGCUCAGAUGCACCAGAUCAUGAUGCAGAACAUGAUGCUGAAGGCUCUGCCACCAGCAAUGCUGACACAGCCUGGGGGAGCCAGCUCUGCCCUGCCCCAGCACACCCAGCAGGACGUGCCUGUGAGAGCAGCCAGGCUCAAGGCUCCUGUGGUGCACCACCACCACCAUUACCCUCCCCCAGGGCUGCUCCCAGAGCCCCCCAGCACCUUCCUGCCCCCACCCAUGGCACAGCACUGGACCAGCAGCUCUGCCCAGCCCACGUGGCCCACAUACUGACAGUACAGGAUCCAGAUACAGUGGACCAUGGCCUUUCUAAAGACAAUAAAAUCCUGAUGUUCUUCCUC
Oenanthe melanoleuca is the source of this 1071-nucleotide messenger RNA. RefSeq names its product chromosome 7 C21orf58 homolog (gene C7H21orf58). The record is from RefSeq and is a predicted model, not a curated record. The coding region runs from base 260 to 1003 and encodes 247 amino acids. The transcript has 8 exons. Lineage: Eukaryota; Metazoa; Chordata; Aves; Passeriformes; Muscicapidae.